AUACCUUCUGCCUAAGAAGAAAAAUCUUAACAUGACAAGAACUAACAAAGCUGCAUACAAGAAACAUCAGUGGUCAGGUGGAAAAAGGAAACGGCGUCAAGUCCAAGCUGCCUUACAACACCAUUAUGGCACCAAUUCAAGAAACGUGGCUUGGCGUAAUGUUCAAAUGAAUAACCCAUCUGACGUCACGAUGUGUGACGAUCCGUCAAAUGCCCAAACGGUGAUAAAUAAUGGUUCAACUAAUGCUGAGUUUGUCACAAACGACUGGAUAUAGUUGGCACAAACAAGCAUGGCUUAAAACCUCCAGCCAUAAUAUUGGCCAACAUUUCCAACUUUACAUAAAAAGGAAAGAACUUAUCCGGAUGCGACGCCAAAGAUGUCCAAGGACGCGCAAUUUUAAACCUACUGUCAUUAAACCCGACAAAGACUAUGGUCCCAAAGCAUGCGAUCCUGUUGACUUGAGUCGAGAAGAUAUAAAAAGAAUAGGGCAAGAAAAGCUUAUGGAACUGCAAGUGACACCCGACCAAAUCGCUGAAAUAGAGCAACAAACUAAAGAUCAGCAUGAUAACGAACUCUACAACGUGAUCAGGAGUGAUAGAUUGACUGCAAGCCAAUUCGGGAUGGUAUGCAAACGACGAAAUAAAACUCCUUGCCACAAUCACGUGAAACAAAUUUUGUAUAAAAACAAUAUUUUAACAUCUGAUAUGAAAUACGGGCAGCAUAACGAAGCUGUUGCAAGGACUCUUUUUGAAACCACAACGAAUAAAAAAGUGGAACGUGCGGGUUUAUUUAUUGAUAAACAAUACGGAUUCCUAGGCGCAAGUCCAGAUGGUAUCAUUAUUGAUGAGAAUGCUCUACUUGAAAUAAAAUGCUUUCCAUCACUGAAAAGAAGCCAAGAAAGCAUUGAAACCGCGGCUGAAAGCCGCGGAAAUAAGUUUUGCUUGAAAUAUAAUAAGGAAGGUAAAUUGGUUAUGAACACAAACCAUAAUUAUUAUUACCAGGUGCAAGGACAACUGCGUAUUGCUGACAUGGCAAAAUGUUAUUUUGUCUGUUUUAUUGACCCUGGGAUAAAUAUGACUAUAAUCGAAGUAGACCGAGACGAGGACUUUAUACACAAUAUGAUACCAAAACUCGUAUCUUUUUACAAGAACUGCAUCGUCCCCGAGCUCAUUCUGCGAAGAGUUCCAAAAAACCAAAAAUGCGUCGAAAUUUCAGACUUGCCUGGUACGUUACAGAUUUAUUUACGAUUUACCCAGGAUGGAACAGAGGUGGUAUAUUUAUUCAAAGUGUAGUUGAAUUGUUGUUUUUGUACACAAAUUGUAUAUCCGUUUGCCUGAUUCAGUCCUAGAUAUAUACUUCUUACUUUUAGUUCAUCUGAUGUUGGAGCCAGGAGGUUGAUUUGCUAACUCAAUCUACUAGAGUUCAAUUUGUUCAAAAAGUCCUUCACAUUAUCUUUAGCAUAGUCAACGAUGGAACUAUAAAGAAAGAGAGAAAUUGGGCGUCUUUUGUUGUUUUACAGAAUUAAUAUAAUAUUCAUUCCUAUGUAUAGUUAUCAUUAUUUAAAUGAACUCAACACGGGAUGAGCUGUGGUUAAAGUAUAAUUUGUGUUAAUUUAUAGUCAAUAAUUAGUUUUUGGUAAAAAAAUAACAUUUUUGGUUUGGUAUAUGUUAUUAUCAAUGACUGCAGUUUUCUUUCCAUAGGCAACAAACAACAACAUUCAGACAAAUCAAAUAAUCCCAAACACAAUUAGCUUGCGUUGUUUUAUCACAGAGUUCCCAUAGACACCUUCUGUGUUCAUCAUCAAAUCAGCUCUAUGUCAUAAUAAUAUUGCAUAUUGUCAUUGUAUUAUGAGUGCAAAAUAUCAACUCAAUCGGAAAUCGGCUAGUAAGCCUUAUUUAGCUUCCAAAAUUUGACCUACACUAACAUACAUACUUAUGGCGUUAUUCAUAAAUAUAGGUAUUCAUAAAACAUUUAAUUUCAAGUACUUUUAACUAUUGUAAUUUCGACUAGAUUUUUUAAACUUUUUUAUCCUUUCCUAUAAUCAAUUAUGAUCGUUUUUAGCUGAUCAUCAAAAACAAUAAACGUCGGACAACGGACAGUUCACGUCACGUCAUCCCUGUAAAGAUGAAAAAAAAAUAGUAUAGUAUUUGUAAAUAUAUACUCAUGUACAUAGUAAAAUCAUGUUGUUUAAUUGAUAGUGCCUACAAAAAGAAAAUACGUUUAUUUCCAUUAUUUCACUAUGUUGUGAAAGUUAUGAUUAAACAUUACCUAGGCCCUAAAAUGAAUAAAGUUUGGAAUAAUGUUUCGCCCUGAAAACUCUGAAAUACAUGCUAACUAGCAUGUGAUAUGUAUAAUGAUUAUAAUGAAUGAUUGAUUUAUUUGAGGAAUAUAAUUUUAAUUUAGUUUUAUUGGUAAUAUAAAACUAAAUUAAAAUUAUAUUUUAUCAAUUUGAUUAGCUGACUGAUGCACGGAUCUAAAAUGUAUGCGAAGAACCGCGGAUUCGGAUCCAGAUCCGGAUAAUUUCAUACAUUUCGGAUCCGGAUUGCAAACCCUAUGUGCGGACAACCAAUCUGUCCGUAUUUUAUUUACUGUAAGCUUAUUUUUAGGGUUCCGUACCUCAAAAGGAAAAAAAAGAACCCUUAUAGGAUCACUCGUGCGUCUGUCUGUCUGUCUAUCUAUCUGUCUGUCUGGCUGUCCGUCUGUCACAGCCGAUUUUCUCCGGAACUACUGAACCAAUUAAUUUGAAAUUACUACUGAUUCUAAAAUUUUUGAAAAACUACAUAAAAUAAAUGAUGUGUUAAAAAUUGGGUAUCGUCUUGGGUCGUCCCAUUCGUUUUUCGUCAAGUUCUUAAAUUAGUCCUAUUCUGCUUUCGUCACUCAUUCUUCAUUGAUCACAAUCGUCGGUGGCUUUCAAUGUAGAAUGAGUGACGAAAGCAGAAUAGGACUAAUUUAAGAACUUGACGAAAAACGAAUGGGACCACCCAAGACGAUACCAAAAAUUGUGUUAUAUACGAAACCAGGAACGCGAGUCCGACUCGCACUUGGCCGGUUUUUUUUUGUUGCUAUUUUUCCAUACAUCAUUCCGAAUCCAAUGAGGUACCUUAUGUCACACGUAUUUUUAGGAUUAGUAAGUAUCUCUAAUUUUCACCAUUUUAAACUUGACGACGAAACUACACUCUGCGUGUACACGGUGGCUAAAAAAUAACUGCAUUCCCGUUGCCAGGGAGGUUUUGGAUUUACACUGAGCAACUUUUGCGAAGUAAAAAUUUACCCUUCCAUAGAAAAUGGACCAGCCAAAAUGUUUGAAACAGCAAAUUUUUUUUUUUCACGAUUUCGUGGUUGGUUCCAUAGUAAAAGUAGUUCAGUAUAAUCCCAAAACCUCUCUGGCAACGGGAAUGCAGAUAUUUUUAAGCCACCCUGUAUAUGUACUGGAAAUAGAUAAGAAUGGGUAUCUUUGGCUAGGCACUCAGUUUUGCACCGUAGCGAACGAAACUCUAAGUCUCUCUGUCGCACUAAUUAGAUGAGUGAUAGAGAGAGAUAACCGUUUCGUUCGCUACGGCGCAAAUGAUUGGCACCUUAGCUAGGCCCUUUGGAGAUCUAAGAACUGUGUAUAUUCGGAAAAUACGACCAUAGUGGUUAUCCCGAGCGGACAUCCCAUUUGCCGCACUCGCUAAGCGGAUGGAAUGAAGCAAUUGCUUUAAAGCUUGCAUUAUGUAGGUACUCUCUCCUAAACUACCUACUAAAGCAUGAAUAUUUCAGUUCUGCAUUGAAAUUCAACUUUGGAUCCAUGGACAUUCUUUUAUUCUAGUUAAAACCGUCAGUGUGCUCCAUAAGUUCCACUACGUCACGUAUUUUAGUACUUCAAGCUUACAAACGUGCAUGAUGUACCUACUUAGUGGAAUCUACAAGUUCUAUACAAAUGUGGCUUUCCAUCAGACAAUGGUCCUUUUUUAUCAGGAGUUCUGUUGAAAAGGACCAUAUUGCACUUGAAGCCUAAGGAUUAUGUGAUGGAAAGCCACAAAUAUUUGGAACACUUUUUUAGCAUCAGGAUUGAAUAUAGGUACCUACUAGUGAUUUUGAGUUGGAAGAACCAGAUUAAAAAGAUUAGGAUCUGUGAGGCUCAGGUCUUAAAUUUUUUUUCGAAAAAAGCUCUUUUGGACCAUUAUGACGCAUGCUCCUUUGCGGCAUGAAAAAACGCAUUGUAGAAAGUAUGUUUCAGUGACCCUUGAAAUUUUUAAUUUUGAAUGUAAGUAGGUAGUUAGAAUCGGACCAAGCUAACGCCUGAGCCACGAGCCACGAAACGCACGCUACGUGCGUGCAUAUGUAAGUAUUGCGUAGGUAAUGUAUGGCACUCGAUGACAACGUCUAGCAAAAAGAAAUAAGUAAAGGUCUGUCUAAGAUCUGCAUACAGUUACGAAUUUAUCGUAUGGGCCCCUACAAAUCUCACAGAUAAUUGCAUGUGAUUUGCGUUACAUUCUACGAUUUAUUGCAAGGUACCUAUGUAGUAUGUACUUAUAUGGAAUACACCGUCCGUGACCAUAGACAAUCCGCCCAUUUUGAUGCUAAAUUCAGCUCGUCUGGUUGCGCCUUUACCAUAAAUUAAUCUUGCUAAAAAUUCGUCUCCUACACUGCGCCAUCUAGUUUAAAGUAUUGUCCCUAGUUAGCUAAUGAAAGUAAUAAGAGAAAAGCCACUUUCUGUACUAGCGACCUCUAGUCUAUUUUGGCGUAAUAGUAAUACGACUGACACCUGGUGAAUGACAGUACGUAUGGUAGUGUGCGUGAAUGUAAGAAAUUGCAAUAUUUUGCAGUUUAUACAGAUUUUUGAUGAAAUUUACAGACUGUUGAGUUAAAAUAUUUCGAUUUAGACGUCAUAUUUUUUGUUGUCGUCGCCAGAUAUCAACAUGUCUUAAAAAUGUUUGAGUUUUGGAAACGAUAGUGAUAAUUCGAAAAUUGUGCACAGUCACGCCAUCUUUUGGCGGUUAG
Messenger RNA from Cydia fagiglandana, 4983 nucleotides. RefSeq lists its product as uncharacterized. The transcript is spliced from 7 exons. The coding region runs from base 231 to 1292 and encodes 353 amino acids. NCBI's taxonomy places the organism in Eukaryota, Metazoa, Arthropoda, Insecta, Lepidoptera, Tortricidae. The record is from RefSeq and is a predicted model, not a curated record.